UAGUUCUGCACGUUACGCAGUAUAGUGCAGAAUGAAUGUCUCAACGUUAUUGUAGUACACUGAGCGGUUAAGUGAAGUGUGAAGUCACAUGACUUCAUACGGAACGUUUUGGUUUUAUUGGAGGGAAAAUCCAGUUCUAGGCUUGACUUCGGCUACGUUACACGUACUUUUCAACAUGGACGAAGGAGCAAUGGAGGCGAUGAUACAAGAAAAAGUGCAGUCAGCACUGAAGGCAAAUAAUGAAGAUUUAUUGAAGAACAUUGGAAGAAUGAUGGAAAAGAUAAGUUCACCUUCAAUUGUGUCUGUUAAUAGCACUGAAAUACCAAAAUUUAAACGUAAGAGCAAUGAUGAACAGUUCAAACAUAAUUCAAAAGUUAUGACGAAGUUAGAACAUAUUGGGAGUCACAUCAGCUCAGGCAAUAUUGAAAAAGCGAAAGAAUCUCUCAUUGAAGCUAAAGACAUUGUGAAAAGGAGACAGAAACUGAUACAGCUAGCAGAUUCGUCGUCUUUAGGCUGGCGGGUUGUCGCAGAAUAUGAGACAAACCCAAUAGCGUCUGACAGUGAAGACGAGAAAAGGAUUUUCAAGGCGGAAGCCAGGGCUACAAGAAAAGUAAAAUCUGAAAAAAGCAAAUCACAAGUGAGGCACAGAAGCUGGCCCUAUACUUACAAGAGACCCUCACAGGCUUCAAAGUCGCCAUUGGCACCCGGGACUCAGCGUUACGGGCAGACGAAUGCUUCCGGCCAACGUACCCGGCACGGUCUAUGUUUCUCUUGCGGAAACUAG
Molecule: messenger RNA, 784 nt
Organism: Mercenaria mercenaria
Lineage: Eukaryota; Metazoa; Mollusca; Bivalvia; Venerida; Veneridae
Exons: 2
Coding region: 89-784 (231 amino acids)
Source: RefSeq, a predicted model, not a curated record